AUGAAAGCUCGUGCACUGCUUUCUCUGGGAUACUUCUGCUUGUCGCUACUUUUUUUCCAGGAGGUUUUGUCUCAGUUCCCGAGAGAGUGCGCCACUGUUCAGGCAUUAAGAAAUGGUGUAUGUUGCCCAGAUUUGUUCCCCUUCUCUGGACCUGGGACUGAUCCCUGUGGCUCCUCAUCAGGCAGGGGCAGAUGUCAGGCAGUGACUGCAGACUUCCGGCCCCAUAGUCCCCAGUACCCACAUGACGGCAGAGAUGACCGUGAGGGCUGGCCCAUGCGGUUUUUCAAUAGGACAUGCCAAUGCAAUGGCAACUUCUCAGGAUACAACUGUGGGACUUGCCGUCCUGGGUGGCGAGGAGCUGCCUGUGAUCAGAGGGUCCUCACAGUCAGGAGGAACCUUCUGGAGUUAAGCACAGAGGAAAAGAGCCGCUUUGUCCAGGCCCUGGACAUGGCCAAGCGCACCAUUCACCCUCAGUUCGUCAUUGCCACCAGGAGAUCAGAAGAAAUACUGGGGCCAGAUGGAAGCACGCCACAAUUUGAGAAUAUUUCCAUUUAUAACUACUUUGUUUGGACUCACUAUUAUUCAGUCAAAAAGACCUUUCUCGGGCCAGGCCAGGAAAGCUUUGGUGGUGUGGAUUUCUCUCAUGAGGGACCAGCUUUUCUCACCUGGCACCGAUACCACCUGCUGCAGUUGGAGAGAGAUAUACAGGAAAUGUUGCAGGACUCUUCUUUCUCCCUACCUUACUGGAAUUUUGCAACUGGGAAGAACGUCUGUGACAUUUGCACCGAUGACUUGAUGGGAUCAAGAAACAACUUUGAUUCCACUCUUAUAAGUCCCAAUUCAGUUUUUUCUCAAUGGCAAGUGAUCUGUGAAUCCUUAGAAGAUUAUGAUACCCUGGGAACCCUUUGUAACAGUACUGAGAGUGGACCAAUUAGGAGAAAUCCAGGUGGAAAUGUGGCUAGGCCAAUGGUGCAACGGCUUCCUGAACCACAGGACGUAGCUCGGUGCUUGGAAGUUGAUUUGUUUGACACACCUCCUUUUUAUUCCAAUUCUACAAAUAGUUUUCGAAACACAGUGGAAGGUUACAGUGAUCCCACAGGAAGGUAUGACCCUGCUGUCCGAAGCCUUCACAACUUGGCUCAUCUGUUCCUCAACGGAACAGGGGGACAAACUCAUUUAUCUCCAAAUGAUCCUAUUUUUGUCCUCCUACACACUUUCACUGAUGCAGUCUUUGAUGAAUGGCUAAGGAGAUAUAAUGCUGAUAUAUCCACAUUUCCACUGGAAAAUGCCCCUAUUGGUCAUAACAGACAAUACAAUAUGGUGCCAUUCUGGCCUCCAGUUACAAACACAGAAAUGUUUGUCACUGCUCCAGACAACCUAGGAUACACUUAUGAAGUUCAAUGGCCAAGUCGGGAUUUUAGUAUUUCUGAGAUUAUCACCAUCGCGGUAGUUGCUGCUUUAUUGCUAGUUGCCAUCAUCUUUUUGGGUGCUUCUUAUCUGAUUCGUACCAGAAACAACAUGGAUGAAGCAAAUCAACCACUACUCACUGAUCAGUAUCAACAGUACUCUGAGGAAUAUGACAAAAUACAGAAUCCUAAUCAAUCUAUGGUCUGAUAAUAAGAUAACAUAUCCUCUUAUGCUUUAGAAUCACAAAAACACGUGUUCGAAAAAGAAUAGAUUGAGUUACUAUUUCCAUGUUAUUUCACUGAUUUUAUUUCACAUAUAUAUACAUAUGUUAGAAUAAGGUACCCAAUCAUUAUCUUCUAAAGUUUGGAAGAGUUAUACACUGUCUUUUAAUGGGUCCUAUGUUUUAGUUUUGUUUUAUUAUUUUAUUGCUUUUGUCUUUUGGGCCAUACCUGAAAUGUUUAGGGGUUAUUCCUAAGUUUGUCUGCACUCAGGAAUUACUCCUGAAAGUGUUCAGGUGACUAUAUGGGGCACUGGGGCUUUAACCCAGGUCAGCUGCGAGCAAGGAAAGCAUCCUAACCACUGAACUCUUUCCAACCUCUUUAGUUCUAUUUUAGAUCACAUCAAAUUCAUAAUACAUAGGUGAAGAUCUUUGGCAAUUUUUCUUUUGAGUUUUGAGCUACAACUAGCAAUGUUCAGGGCUUACUCUGGCUCUGUGUUCAGCAACCACUCCUGGCGUACUCAGGGAACCAUAUUUGGUGCCUGGAAUUGUACCCAGGUUGUUCACAUGCAAGGCAAGUACUUUACCUGCUGUACUGGCUCUUGUGCCUCCUUGCAUAUUUUAAAGGUUGACAAUCUAAGAGUGCAGUGGUUAGUAGUGUAUGUCAAGUUCUGGAUUUUGUGUGUGUGUGGUAAAAAAAUUGUGACUGAAUAAAUUACUAUGAAUAUAUAUUUCUACACAAUUUCACUCACUGACACUAGCAGAUCAAAGGAACCUUUUUAAAUUUUUUAAUUAGGUGGAGCUGUAAAUGAAAUCCCAAUAAACUUUUUCAAGCUGUCUUUUACAUUGAGCAUCAACAUAUUUUGUUUAGUCUAUAGUUCAAGGCCACAACAAAAUCAAAACUGCUAUAUUUAAGAGAGUGUUUAUAUUCUUUUAUGUUUAUCAUUAUGUGUCCUUGCCUCCUAAACCACUGAAAAGCAUAGUACCCAUUUGUAAUCUAACCUUUUCUGUCAUCUUCUAACAUCUCAAAGUCUAUAUACACAUACAAAUAGGUAUAACAAUGAAGAAUGAGCAUCAGUGUUAAAUAUACAUUUAAUUUCUUGUGUCUAAUUCAAAUAUCAUUUUACUAUUAUUUAUCAGGAGUUCAUGUAUUUAAAAAAUAAAAUGCUAAGAUACUAUUUCAGUAGUCGAAUUUUACUCUUAUUUUCUAUCUUCUAUCUUUUAGCAUCCAGUACAUUUCCUCUUUUUGAUUUUGUGCAACUGCAUAAUUAGAAUACACAAAGUCAGAAA
Messenger RNA from Sorex araneus (European shrew), 2914 nucleotides. It is a transcript of the gene TYRP1, whose product is annotated as tyrosinase related protein 1. The record is from RefSeq and is a predicted model, not a curated record. Gene Ontology annotation, molecular function: oxidoreductase activity. The transcript is spliced from 7 exons. Gene Ontology annotation, biological process: melanosome organization; melanocyte differentiation. The coding region runs from base 1 to 1614 and encodes 537 amino acids. NCBI's taxonomy places the organism in Eukaryota, Metazoa, Chordata, Mammalia, Eulipotyphla, Soricidae. Gene Ontology annotation, cellular component: melanosome.